AUGACUAAACAAGAUUUACAAAAGGAAUUAAAAGAGAAAGUGAAGGAAGGAGUAAAGCCCAGUGAUAUUCGGAAAUUAAAACGAUCGAAAUCUCUGGGUGAUAUUCCCACUAAUCCGCCCCAAGAGAAAAUCUUUUAUGAAGCCUCCGAAGACAACCCUGCUGAACUAAAAGCCAGAAUCAGUGAACUAGAAGACCAAAUUCUCCAAUUGCGAAUUAGCAAACUCAAAGACUUCUCGGAUUACUGGGAAAAAAAUAAAGAACUGAAAAAAGAUUUAGAAAGCAAUAUUGAUUACGGAAUACAAGAAAUUGAAAGAUUGGAAAACAAACUCCGCACGAUUAAUAAAAAACGCUUAGAACUUCAAGACCAAUUAAGUCAAAGUCAAAGUAAAAAUGCUAAAUUAGAAAUAAAAUUGAUAAAUGCUGAGAAUAAGGAAGCCCAAACCGCUACUCCUCAUUCUGAUUUUUGA
Molecule: messenger RNA, 468 nt
Organism: Racocetra persica
Lineage: Eukaryota; Fungi; Glomeromycota; Glomeromycetes; Diversisporales; Gigasporaceae
Source: the annotation of a GenBank genome assembly